AUGAGAAAAGAAUUGAAAUAUAUCCUAUGGGGCCACGCUGCCGUGAUAGCAUUUCUAGUUUAUUGCAGCUACGAUUUGAUAAGUUUACUAUUUGAUGACUCCUUUCAAGAUGCUUUGCUUGACGUAGAGUUGAAUCCAACAGAGAACCGUUUUGACAAACCAAACGUUAUCCCUAAGAUCAUACACCAAACCUACAAGGAUGAGCAUAUCCCCAAGCUAUGGCAACCAGGUCAAAAGGCCUGCGUUGAAAUGCAUCCAGACUACCAAUACAUUUUGUGGACUGAUGACACUGCAAGGCAAUUUAUCGCUCAAGAAUUUCCUUGGUUUCUUCUGACGUGGGACUCAUAUCCUUACCCUAUUCAGCGCGCAGAUGCCAUUCGCUAUUUCGCUCUAGCUCAUUACGGUGGAAUUUAUAUCGAUUUAGAUGACGGUUGUGUGCGCAGAUUGGACCCUUUAUUGACGGUACCAGCUUUCGUCAGACAGACGGUGCCCACGGGAAUUUCGAAUGACGUUAUGGGGGCUGUGCCAAAACACCCAUUUUUCAUAAAGGUUCUUGACAGCCUCCAAAAGUACAAGAGAAAUUGGUUGGUGCCUUACAUAACGAUCAUGUUCUCGACAGGACCAUUAUUCCUUUCCGUGAUGCUUCAACAGUACAAAAGGUAUGGCGUCCCAGAGGCAGCGAAGGUGAGGAUCUUGCUACCCAAAGACUACAAGACCCAUGUCUUUUCUUUCUUUGCAAUUUCGCCAGGAUCACUGUGGCAUCUUGACGAUGCAAAAUUUGUGAAGUCGCUAGCGAAUCAUAUCGGCUUAGCAGUUUUUGGAGGAUUCGUCAUUGCUAGUUUGUUCCUCCUUUUGGAAUGGUGGUUUUAUCAAUGGUGUGUACACACUAACUUUACUAAAAGCUUCGAAAGGUUGCAAGCAAAGUUGAAAUGGUCGAGUCGUGGCAAGAAGAGGUCAAGAAAAGACUCCAAUCUUCCGCUUCUGAUUUCCGUCAAUAAAGGUGAUACAGUGGUUUGA
Messenger RNA from Candidozyma duobushaemuli, 1017 nucleotides. It is a transcript of the gene MIT1, whose product is annotated as mannosylinositol phosphorylceramide synthase catalytic subunit. The record is from RefSeq and is a predicted model, not a curated record. Gene Ontology annotation, molecular function: mannosyltransferase activity. The transcript has a single exon. The coding region runs from base 1 to 1017 and encodes 338 amino acids. Lineage: Eukaryota; Fungi; Ascomycota; Pichiomycetes; Serinales; Metschnikowiaceae. Gene Ontology annotation, biological process: mannosyl-inositol phosphorylceramide biosynthetic process.